GUCAACAUAAUUUUUGAUGAGAAAUCCUUUCUUGCACAAGUCAAAUAUCUGAACGACAUUUUCGACUGACUAUCGUAAAUUUUGAAAAGAAUUAGUUGCGAAUUUAUCAAAAAAAAAAAAAAAAAAAAAAAAAAAGAAGAAAUGGCACGAGCGUUUUACAUACCAAAUAAUGCAAAAUUUUUAGCUGCCAAUGGACGGCAACAACAAGAGCGACAACAACAAGAAGAUAGACCCACCACGUCUCGCAACAAUCAACCGUCCAACUAUACACAACCGUCAGCAUCGGCAUCUGUUGAAGCGGAAGCGGAAGCGGAUAUUGAACAAUCAGGAUGUUGGGAUAUACUCGCCCAACUUUUCUGUUUUGCGGCACGAUUUUUUGGGCCAAACACUCGACCAUCUAUUUUUCAUAUCUCACUAGAAAUCCACAAUAAUCCAGCCGUACCCACGGUAAAUUCCGCAGAGACGCAAACACAAACCGUCGAGAACGCCACCAAAUAA
Messenger RNA from Glossina fuscipes, 498 nucleotides. It is a transcript of the gene grim, whose product is annotated as cell death protein Grim. NCBI's taxonomy places the organism in Eukaryota, Metazoa, Arthropoda, Insecta, Diptera, Glossinidae. The coding region runs from base 142 to 498 and encodes 118 amino acids. The transcript has a single exon. The record is from RefSeq and is a predicted model, not a curated record.